AUGAGUCAAGUUAUCCGAUAUGUACAUAUUUCUAAUGGGAAAGUUUGUAUAGAAGAACAUUUUUUAGGAUUUAUUUUAUCACAUGAAAAAACUGGAAAAGGCUUAGCAAGUGAAAUAUUAACUCAGUUAUCUGAUGAUGAUUUAAAUAUACAAAACUGCAGAGGCCAAGCUUACGAUAAUGGAGCAAAUAUGGCAGGGAAAUAUAAAGGUGUGCAAGCAAAAAUUAUGGAAAAAAAUAGUUUAGCUACUUUCAUACCAUGUACUGCUCAUAGUUUAAAUUUAGCUGGUGUCAACGCUGUAUCAUCAAAUGUUCAAAUGAAAAACUUUUUUGGCAAGAUUCAACAAUUAUUCAAUUUUUUUUCGGGUUCACCUUCUCGUUGGGAAGAAUUGAAAUCAUUGAAACUCACACUUAAACCAUUUUCUGAUACAAGAUGGUCUUCUAAAUCUGUAGCUAUAAAAGCGGUUUUUACACAACUACCCGAAGUAAGAAAUGCCCUUAAUAAUAUAAUUGAAAUAGGUAAUGCUGAAUCAAUAUUUUUGGCUAAAAGUUUAUUAUUAUUCAUUGACUAUGAAUUUAUUUGCUUGUUAUCUAUUUGGAAUGCUAUCCUUUCAAGCAUUGAUCGCGUUAAUGUUUGUCUACAUUCGAAAUCAUUAACAAUAAAUAAAGCUGCAAAUCUAAUUAAAGGAUUAAUUAAUGAAAUCACCGAUUUGCGAAAUAAUAGACUUGAAACAUUAUUUCAAAGUGCUGAAGAAUUAUCUAAAAAAAUGGGUAUUGCAACUGUUUUUCCUCAAAAAAGAAUAAAACGAGUAAAACUAUUGGAUCUUGAAGAAUCUACAGACGACUGGAAUGCGACUUCAAAAAAAACUUGUAUUAUUAAUUUUAAAAAUCUUAAUCAAGUAUCUUCUGACUUUGGAUUUUUAAAUGGAGCUGACCUCGUUGAAAGAGAUUCAAAUUAUUUAAUUAAAGCUGCUGCCGACCUAGCCAUAAAAUAUGACAACGAUUUAAAACCUUCAGACUUUACUUCGGAAAUAAUUAACUUUAAAAACCUUGCAUUAGGUAUGUUACCUGACCUUAAAAAUCAAACUCCAUUAAAUAUUCUGGAGUUAAUACACGAAUACUCAAUGACUGACAUAUUCCCAAAUAUUUGUAUUGCUAUUCGUUUGUAUCUAACAUUGCCCUGUACUACCGCAUCGUGUGAACGAAGUUUUAGUAAACUAAAAUUAAUAAAAACGUAUUUACGAUCCACGAUGAACCAAAACAGACUUACUAACUUGUCACUUCUGUCAAUCGAAAAAGAGAUCACAAAGACAGUUGAUUUUGAUUCAGUUAUUGAUAAUUUUUCUGCAAUCAAAGCCAGAAAAAUAAAGUUUUAA
Molecule: messenger RNA, 1374 nt
Organism: Metopolophium dirhodum (rose-grain aphid)
Lineage: Eukaryota; Metazoa; Arthropoda; Insecta; Hemiptera; Aphididae
Product: zinc finger MYM-type protein 1-like
Exons: 2
Coding region: 1-1374 (457 amino acids)
Molecular function (GO): protein dimerization activity
Source: RefSeq, a predicted model, not a curated record